Molecule: messenger RNA, 1272 nt
Organism: Rhinichthys klamathensis goyatoka
Lineage: Eukaryota; Metazoa; Chordata; Actinopteri; Cypriniformes; Leuciscidae
Gene: pcsk1nl
Product: proprotein convertase subtilisin/kexin type 1 inhibitor, like
Exons: 3
Coding region: 80-1060 (326 amino acids)
Biological process (GO): negative regulation of endopeptidase activity
Molecular function (GO): endopeptidase inhibitor activity
Source: RefSeq, a predicted model, not a curated record
UUCUCUCUGUCUAUCUCUGCUGGUGUUCAGUGGCAGCGUAUCUCUUCACUGCAGAGGCAGCUACAUUCUCUCCUUCAGGAUGUCGGGCCUUCUGACCAACUCUGUUCUGCUUUUCCUCUCUCUGACGCUGUUCCAGAUCCUCACACCAGAGGCAAAGCCUCUCUCUGCCAUGCGUGGCGGAGGUCGCAGCUUUGACAGCCAGGCAGGAGGAGUGCGUCUCCGAAGAGACCUGCGGGAUUCAGUCCCCUACGAGGCCCAGAUGAUGGCUUAUCCAGCUGCUGACUUCAAGAGCCGGAGCAAUGAUCUGUACUACCAGCCGGAGGUCCUGAGAGCUCAAGGUCUGGGACAGGCCCUCCAGCGCCUGGUGGAGAACGAUCAGAGGCGGGAACAAGAAGCAGCUUAUCUGGCAUCAAUGCUGCGUCUCCUUAACCAAGCACAGAACAACGGACAGGGCAAGCCAGAGGAAGAUGAGGAGGAUGAGGGGGAUUUCCAGGCACCGUACCCUCCGGACUACGAUGAGACCGAGCAGGCCGUGAGCAUGGCCAAGCCCCAGGGCCUUCUGGAUCCUCAGCUUACUCAGGCUCUACUCAACCGCUACAAGCAGGAGAGACUGAUGCAGGCUGGACUCGCUCCGACAACCAACCGGAUUCCAGAGAGAGAGCAGGACAAAGACCAAGAGAUGCUUAGGUAUCUUGUUGAGAAGAUCCUCUCGGGCUUGGCAUCAGGUGGCAGUCAGGGUGGCCCUUCAAACCAGCGUGCCAAACGGGACCUGAGCGCCGUGGCCAGCGUGGAGCGAUCCGGAGGACCCGUCCUAAAACGCUCCCGCCGCUCCCUAGACUCGGCCCCCGUCCCACAGGUGGAGGCGUCACUGCUGAGGGUGAAAAGACUCGAUGACGACGACGACGAUGAUGACGACAGAACGCCACAUGUCGGCCUGCAGAGAAUGAAGCGCAUAGACACUGACCUGCCGCCCCCCAAAAAAACCAGCCGCAAGCGCAGGGCCCUGACCUUCGACCCCGCCAUGAUCGCACAGCACAUCCUCCAGUACCUGCCAGCCUGAAGAGUGCAUGAGAGUCAGAGGAAAACAAGGGAAAUGUGGGGAGGGGGAAUAGAAGGAAAUCUCGACAGACAGAGCGAGCUUACAGAUACGCCAGCAUUCAUUGUCAUCUGCCUACAUCUAAUCGAAUCAGGCCUGCUUGCCAAGGUACUCUGAUAUGAUGUUACUCUGUUUCGAUGUUAUACUAUAAUAAAUUCCACACACAUAACAGCUUA